AUGUGUGAUUGUCCCGUGUGUGGUCUGCAGGAGGGCGGUCAUCUCCAGAUUCUGGGUCUGGUUCGCUCAGACGAGGGUUUCUAUCAGUGUAUCGCUGAGAACGAGGCGGGAAACAGUCAGGCGAUGGCUCAACUCAUCCUGCUGCAGCCCGUGACCCCGAGCUCAGGCGUCCUCCCCUCUGCUCCCCGUGACGUGGCCCCCGUCCUCGUGUCCAGCCACUUCGUGCGCCUCAGCUGGCGGCCCCCGGAGGAGACGCGCGGGACCAUCCUGACCUACGGCGUCUUCUUCUCCGAGGAGGGAAUCAACAGGGAGCGCAGCCUGAAUGUGACGGAGGCCGAGGGUCUGCAGCUGAUGGUCAGUAAUCUCCGACCGGAGGCCACGUACUCCUUCAGGGUGGUGGCGUAUAACGAACAAGGGCCCGGAGAGAGUUCAGAGGCCAUCCGACUGUCCACGCAACCUGAGCUUCUGGUUCCUGGUCCAGUGGAGAACCUGCGGGCAGCAGCUGCGUCUGCGUCGUCCAUCCAGGCGUCCUGGGAUCCUCCGACUCACGCCAGCGGCCCGGUCCAGAGCUACCGGCUGCUGUGGACCGAGACCUCCACCGGAAAAGAGCAGAACGUGGAGGUGGUGGGUCAGAGCUAUAGGAUGGAGGGCCUGAAGAAGUUCACGGAGUAUUCGUUACGAGUGCUGGCGGUCAAUCGGCACGGUCCCGGCCUCUCCGACACAGACACGCUCAUCACCACGCUCUCAGACGUGCCCAGCGCUCCACCGCAGAACAUCUCACUGGAGGUCGUCUACUCACGGUCGGCUGAUACUACAGCUCUCAGUCACACCGUCACGGGUCUGAAGCCCAACACCAUGUACGAGUUCUCCGUCAUGGUGACUAAAGGACGCAAGUCCAGCACGUGGAGUAUGACGGCACACGCCACCACAUACGAAGCAGCGCCGAGUUCCGCCCCUAAGGACCUUACUGUGAUUGGCCGAGAGGGACGUCCACGAGCCAUUCUGAUUAGCUGGCAGCCGCCGCUGGAGGCCAACGGACGAAUCACAGGUUAUAUCCUGUACUACACGCUGGACAAGAACAUGCCCAUCGACGACUGGGUGAUGGAGCCCAUCGGCGGAGACCGGCUCACGCACCAGGUCAUGGACCUCAACCUGGACACCGUCUACUUCUUCCGCAUCCAGGCCAAAAACGCCAAAGGAGUGGGGCCGCUGUCGGAGCCUGUGCAGUACAGGACGGCUAAAGUUGAGCAUCCUGACAAGAUGGCCAAUGAUCAAGGUCGUCAUGGAGACAGCAGUUACUGGCCGUCUGACAAUAACCCGGUUGACAUGAGCAGCCUGAACGAGCCUCCCAUCGGUCAGAUGCGGCCGCCGCAUGGCAGCGUGACGCCGCAGAAGAACAGCAACCUGCUGGUCAUCAUCGUUGUUUCCGUGGGAGCCGUUACCGUGGUAGUGGUGGUGAUCGUCGCCCUGAUCUGCACCCGCCGCUCGUCCGCCCAGCAGAGGAAGAAGCGUGCGACACACAGCACGGGGAAGCGGAAGGGCAGCCAGAAAGACCUGCGACCUCCUGACCUCUGGAUCCAUCAUGAGGAGAUGGAGCUGAAGCCCCCCCCCCCCCGGCCGGGAGUCGCCCACCCAGAGCUGCCAAGAGAUGGCGCCGGUCAGCCACAGCCAAUCAGAGAGCCAGAUGGGCAGCAAGAGCAGCCACUCAGGUGCAGAUGGAGAUGAAUCUUCCAGCAGCAUUUCCACGUUAGAGCGAUCGUUAGCCGCCCGCAGGGCCACGCGCACCAAGAUGAUGAUUCCCAUGGACUCUCAG
Messenger RNA from Sinocyclocheilus grahami, 1813 nucleotides. Its product is annotated as netrin receptor DCC-like. The transcript is spliced from 14 exons. Gene Ontology annotation, molecular function: protein binding. Lineage: Eukaryota; Metazoa; Chordata; Actinopteri; Cypriniformes; Cyprinidae. Gene Ontology annotation, biological process: cell-cell adhesion. The record is from RefSeq and is a predicted model, not a curated record. Gene Ontology annotation, cellular component: membrane. Bases 1 to 1725 code for a protein of 574 amino acids.